Molecule: messenger RNA, 1631 nt
Organism: Cynara cardunculus var. scolymus (artichoke)
Lineage: Eukaryota; Viridiplantae; Streptophyta; Magnoliopsida; Asterales; Asteraceae
Product: zeaxanthin epoxidase, chloroplastic-like
Exons: 9
Coding region: 7-1467 (486 amino acids)
Molecular function (GO): FAD binding
Source: RefSeq, a predicted model, not a curated record
CUCUCUAUGAUUCAUUCAAUGUCGUCUUCUCACUGCCUCGUGGGUAGUCCUUAUUACCAUCUUCAUCAGCUCAAAAAUCUCUCUUACAAAGUUUCCUUGAACAGUAACUUCAUCGCCAAUAAGCACUCCAUAACAUGUGCCAGCAGUCGUAGCAGAAGAAGAAGAAGAUGCGACUUAAAAGCGAAAAGCAGCAGUGAUGCAGAAGUCAAGAAUGAUGAACAAGAAAAACAGAAAAGAAGGGUACUUCGGAUACUGAUCGCUGGCGGUGGGGUUGGUGGGCUGGUGCUGGCUCUGGCUGCCAAAAAAAGAGGGUUCGAGGUGAUGGUGUUCGAGAAAGAUUUGAGUGCGGUGAGAGGUGAAGGGAAGCAUCGUGGACCGAUUCAGCUGCUGAGCAGUGCGUUGGGUGUGUUGUCGAGUAUCGAUGAGGGUGUGGCACAGCAAGUGAUGGAUGCUGGUUGUGUCAUUGGGAAUAGGAUCAAUGGCCUUGCUGACGGCCGUUUUGGCAACUGGAUUGCAAAAUUUGAUCUAAUGACCCCAGCAAUUAACAAUGGACUUCCUACGACUGUAAUCAUAAGCAGAAUGGCACUACAAGAAAUCUUAUUGAAUGCAGUUGGAGAUCACAUUGUGCUUAACAAAUCUAAAGUUGUUGAUUUCUCUCAAGACACUCAUAAGGUUGUGGUAACCCUUGAUGAUGGGCAACGAUUUGAAGGUGAUAUCUUAGUUGGAGCAGAUGGAAUUUGGUCAGAGGUGCGUAAGAAAUUAUUUGGAGCGCAAGAAGCAAGUUAUUCAGGCUAUACGUGUUAUAGUGGACUAGUGGACUACACUCCCUCAUACAUAAGCUCUAUCGGGUAUCGGGUAUUUUUGGGACCUGGCCAAUACUUUGUAGCAUGUGAUGUAGGCAAUGAGAAAAUGCAAUGGUAUGCCUUCCAUCACGUGCCCCCGAGAAGUUAUGAUACUAUGGCAGAGCUUACAAGCAAGAAAGUAAAACUUAUGGAACUAUUCGGGUGUUGGUGCAGCGACGUGACGACAUUGAUAGACAAAACAAGAGAAGAAAAUAUUGUACGAAGAGAUAUCUAUGAUAGGGACAUGAUAUACUCAUGGGGGAUAGGACGUGUUACUCUUUUAGGAGACGCCGCUCAUCCGGUUCAGCCCAAUCUAGGGCUCGGUGGUUGCUUGGCAAUAGAGGAUUGUCACCAAUUGAUUCUUGAAAUGGAAAGCAUCACGAAAUGUGAGUCUGAUGCAAUCAAGCUGAAUGAAAUUGUCUUGGUGCUGAAAAGAUACGAGCAAAAAAGAAUGCUAAGAACAAGAAUUGUGCAUGGAGUGACCCGUAUGGCAUCAAAAUUGCUUGGUGAUUAUCAUGCUUUCACCAACUUCAGGAUGAUCUGGCAUAUUUGCUUCCAAGCUUCGGGGUUUGCUUUGAGUUUAGUUUUGCCACAUUUUGUGGCUUGGUUGGUAACCAACCACUGAUUAGUAAAUCAUCAUCAUAUAUUUCUUGCUCUCACUCUCUACAUAUCUUUAUCUCUACUCUGAAUACAUAUAGGUUACGAAAUGAUCCAUUUUAUCAUCUUUAGAAUGUGAAUUAUGAAGUUUUAUGUUCUCUUUUGAUUAUCAUAUUCAAGUCUUCAAGGGUU